Molecule: messenger RNA, 2180 nt
Organism: Oryzias melastigma (Indian medaka)
Lineage: Eukaryota; Metazoa; Chordata; Actinopteri; Beloniformes; Adrianichthyidae
Gene: pcyt1ba
Product: phosphate cytidylyltransferase 1, choline, beta a
Exons: 8
Coding region: 131-1165 (344 amino acids)
Biological process (GO): CDP-choline pathway
Molecular function (GO): choline-phosphate cytidylyltransferase activity; phosphatidylcholine binding
Source: RefSeq, a predicted model, not a curated record
GGUGAGUAAAGGACAUAGAGUGGGCGGGGCCAACAGAGGAGACAGAGUGAGGAGGAGAGAGCCAUCGUCUCACUGAUGCUGAGUCACAUAUCAGAGAGAUCUCAGCUGCAUCCCAUGAGUCCGAGGAAAAAUGGAGGAACUUGAACACACCUGCCCUCAUCCCCGAACGACUCUCAUCGAGCCUGCCAUUUUUGCCAGGGAGACCAGCUGCGACUGUCGAGCACCUCACGAAAAGCUCACCAUCGAGCAGGCCCGCAGAGGCACCCCAGUUGACCGGCCUGUCAGAGUCUAUGCAGAUGGCAUCUUUGACCUGUUCCACUCUGGACACGCUCGCGCUCUCAUGCAGGCCAAGAACCUUUUUCCCAACACCUACCUGCUAGUCGGAGUUUGCAGUGAUGAGCUGACUCAUAAAUACAAAGGCUUCACGGUCAUGACGGAGCAGGAACGGUACGAAGCGCUGAGACACUGCCGCUACGUUGAUGAAGUUUUGAGAGACGCACCCUGGACUCUGACACCCAAGUUUCUGGAUAAACACAAGAUUGAUUUUGUGGCUCAUGAUGACAUCCCAUAUUCCUCAGCAGGAAGUGAGGAUGUCUAUAAACACAUCAAGGAGGCAGGGAUGUUUGUGCCCACACAAAGAACGGAGGGAAUCUCCACUUCUGACAUAAUCACUCGAAUCGUUCGAGACUAUGAUGUCUACGCCCGGCGCAAUCUUCAGCGUGGUUACACAGCAAAGGAGCUUAAUGUCAGCUACAUCAACGAGAAGAAGUACCGGCUACAGAACCAAGUAGACCGCAUGAAGGAAAAAGUUCGCACAGUUGAGGAAAAGAGCAAACAUUUUGUUUGCCGUGUGGAAGAGAAGAGUCACGACCUGAUUCAGAAAUGGGAAGAGAAAUCUAGAGAGUUCAUUGGCAACUUCUUAGAACUUUUUGGACCUGAUGGAACAUGGAAACAAGUGCUUCAGGAACGCAGCGGCCGCAUGCUGUCCUACGCUCUGUCCCCAAGAGAGUCGCCCUGCAACAGUCCUCCCCGUGAACUGUCCCCCCUGCGAUCCCCCUCACCUCCGUCCCCCCCGGCUCGCUGGCACAAUGCACGACCUUCGCCCCCCACCUCCCCCAAAGGAGCAACCUCCAUGAGCAGCAUGAGUGAAGGCGACGAGGACUAGAAUUAGACGGACUUCCCAAACGCACCCAGACACACAUUUUCAUUCACAACACACUGCCUGGAAAUUCCUCACAAAAAAAAAAAAAAAAAGACAACACACCGAUACUUGCUGGAAACUAUAACAGCUCGUCUUUUUGCAAGACUGUCCAACGAUUGAGGAAAUGUUGUUUUUGAGCUGCAGGGUACAAAGCCAUCAAUGUCUCUGAUGUCUGGACAACCAAGCAGAGGAAGAGGAAAUUUGACGUAUGAGUGCAAAAUCUCAUAGACGACUAUGAAUCCCGAGCAAUAUCUUUUAGAGAGGUUUGCUUUGGGCUGUCCAGCACUGACCGAGACUCUCUAAAGUCCUGCUUAGUACAUCACUGCUUUUUUUUGUCUUUAUGUGUCAAUUCAUUUAAAGAUGUUAUUUAUUUAUUUAAUACUACAUGUGAAUAGAUAGAAAGUUACAGAAAAGCUUUGUCUGCAUUUUUAGUAAGAAAAAGUCACCUAAUCGUUUUUGAUACUUCAUUAAUAACUCAAGUCUGUUAAAAAAAAAAAAAGAUAAACAUCCAACACCCAAAAGGGACAAUUAAAAGCUCAAUGUGUAUUUUUAGAAUUCAUACUGUGGGGAAAAAUGCAUGAAGAGCUUUAAAACAUAUUAUAAAACUUAUAUUGCUAAAUUCUGUUCAUGUGAGGGAAAAACCUCCUAUAAUUCUAUAAUAAAACUGCAGUCUAAACGCUUUUUCUUCACACCAGGGAGUGGUAAUAAACCAAACCCUUUUGCAUUCUUGAAUGUAAGAGAUAAAACUGAACGUAAAAGUUAUCUUUAUCCGAGGUCAAAUCGCAGAUGUUAUCGCCUGCAGCGACCAAUAAAACCUGCUGCUUUUCAUCAUGUCGUUUGUCAAAUUUACACAGAUGAUUUCUGACUCUUACAUCGAAACAUAACAAGCUUUAGUCAUACUUGAAUUAAAAAAAUACUCAAGCUUGUUGUUAAAAAUGUUUGUCCUGUUUCUUUUUUAAUAAAACAUGUGUACAACUUA